AACAUGGCUCCCAGAGGUAUGAUCACCGUGACAACCAUUCUCCUCUGCUUCAUACUGGGCCUGCUCAGUCCGGCUCCAGCUGCCUUAGGUUCCCAUAUGGGCAAAGCCUGUUGUACAAGAUACAAUAGGAAGCCAGUACCGUUCCAGCGUAUAAAAGGCUACAGAGAACAAACAACCACGGAAAACUGCCGCAUCGAGGCGAUCAUUUUCUACACGGUUAAGAAGAUUGAGAUAUGUGCAACACAGAAGGAUGAGUGGGUGAGGAAAACUCUGGAAUUACUCAGUUCCAAACUGAAGAAGAUGUCCAAGGCUGACUCUGUUGCAGGUGAAACCCAGAUGAGGAAAAGUGUAACUUCUUCAUUUACUGAUGGAAGUGGAUCUUUCCUCCAUACCACGGACACUUCCCCAAACAGCACUGAAAGCUUCUAUUAGCAAAAACUAGGUUGUGGUGUUAGAGAUUUGAAAUUAAACAUAGACAUGCCAAUUUCAGUGAAUGUUUGAGAGAGAAUGGACCUAUUGUAAUCCAGUCAUGUCGGGGAUAUUAUCUCUGAAAAAGUAAAGAAAAGCUAACUACUUUUACUUGCCUAAA
Messenger RNA from Micropterus dolomieu (smallmouth bass), 589 nucleotides. RefSeq names its product C-C motif chemokine 20-like (gene ccl20l). Gene Ontology annotation, cellular component: extracellular region. Gene Ontology annotation, molecular function: chemokine activity; CCR chemokine receptor binding. The transcript has 4 exons. Gene Ontology annotation, biological process: chemokine-mediated signaling pathway; neutrophil chemotaxis; immune response. NCBI's taxonomy places the organism in Eukaryota, Metazoa, Chordata, Actinopteri, Centrarchiformes, Centrarchidae. The coding region runs from base 4 to 432 and encodes 142 amino acids. The record is from RefSeq and is a predicted model, not a curated record.